AAAAGCAUGUAGAGAGAGUGUCAGUUAAGAUACAUGGUCAGAAACUAGCCAGCCGGUAACAGUUUAGAAGACCUUCAAGUCAACUGGUAGAGAAAUGAUGAGGACUUUGAGCCUGUUCCCAAAAAUGGCUAUCCUAGGUCUGGUCUAAUAUUUCAGUAAAUGCAAAAUAAACACAAAGGAGGAACUUGAGAAGAAGAAAAAGAACUUGUAUUCAAAAUAAUAGUUUUAAAUACAAGGUUUGCUAAUUUAACAGGUAAAAAAGCAGAGAGGAAUAGAAUGUAUCUCUGCAAUUCUGGACUUCAUGUAUUCCAGAAAAUACUGCUCCUGCAAGAGUGUUAUAUUAAUUUGGUGAACUAGCCUUAUUGUGCUCAGGUGCUUUAUCCAUGUCUUGGAGAUUUCCAAAGUGCAAAGCUACUCCUAGAAAGAAACAAGAAAAGCUUCACUGGCCAGAGCAAGAGCUCUCAAAAAAGACAGUCUUGUGUCCGGAAGAAUACAGUUUCUUUCCUAAGAAUGAAAGCAGCAACAUUCGGCGCUUGUCCCAGUCAGGAAUCCUCAAGGACACAUUCACCACGGGGACUAGCAGCUACAACGUCCUUCUGCAGAGCAAAGAGGAAAAAAAACACCUCCAAAAGCACCCACUGGCCCACCACAAGAGACACCGGAAGCCGGCAAAGGCCCCUAAUGCUUCGCGGGGCAGCGAGCGCCAGAAGAUUAAGGCCCCGCCGCCUUUGCCCAGGAGCGGCUGGUGUGGCCUCAUCCGGCAGCCCUCCCUCUUCAUCACUAGCCCAAUACCCAGCGGCAUCAGGUUGGCACGCAGUAUUUCCGUAGCAGGGAGCAGCAUCGGCUUGCCCAAGACCAAGGCGAAAAGGCAUUCCUUCUCCAGCCUCGCGAAGCCAAAGCCGUUGCAGAGAUCCAGGAGCUAUUUAAGAGAGGGGGAUGCCUCUGGGCGGAAGUUCUGUAUCCUCACGGCCAUCAAGCCUUCCAACGUGGAGAAGGAGAAGAUGAAGUUCUUCAGGUCGGACUUCAGCUACAACCCGCAGUUUGAAUAUGCAAGCUCUGCAUUGUCCAGCGUGAUAGCAAAGCACAGCCAGGCGUCCAGCACGUUUCUCAAGCAGGCCAUCAAAAUCAUGGAACUGACUUUGCAAAAAUAUGGAAGCUACGAAAAUUUUGAGCAAGCCACCGGAGGCAGCCUCCUGCCCAGAAGUCGUAUCUGGAACCAUGUCAGGAAAUACAUGAUGAAAGAAGGCUGCCUAGGCGAGAUUGUGGUCCAUCUCUCCGACGACUUGCUUUCUCGAGCCUCGAUGACCGUGGUAAAUGGCCGCCCAACUCUUACCAUCAAUAUUGCCACGGCACGUGAGCAUUGGCUGGAAGGAAUGCUGAGGCACGAAAUAGGAACUCAUUAUCUGAGAGGCAUUAACAACAACAGCCAGCUGUGGAGCACCUGGAAUGGGCGAAGAAAACAUGGCCUCAAACCCAUCAACCCCACAGAGGAAGGCUUGGCAAGUAUCCACAGUGUUCUCUUUCGGAAAGAUCCCUUCCUGUGGAGGGCUGCACUCCUAUAUUACACGGUCUACCAAGCAAGCCAGAUGUCCUUCCAAGAGCUCUUUCAGGACAUUGGGAAGUUUGUCACAGAUCCCAAUACCAGGUGGGACUAUUGUGUUCGAGCCAAGAGAGGCUGGACCGAUACUUCUAUUCCAGGUUGCUUCAGUAAAGAUCAGGUCUACUUGGAUGGCAUCCUCCGCAUUCUGAGAUACCGACAUACCAUCGAUUUCUGCUUGCUGACCGCUCUUGGAAAGGUCUCCUAUGAGGAUGUGGAUCGCCUGAAGGAUUUAGGAGUGAUUGAAAACAUGAGGGUGCCACACUUCUUGCAAGACCACGCGAGGUACAUGGAACAGCUAGAGAAGAUCAUGGAAGUCAAUGAUCUGUCUGACAUGGAGCUUAGACUUCUUUUGCCCUAAACCGCCACUCAUAUUUUUGCUUUCCACCUGCGUCAUUUAUACCAGUCUGGAACGCAGUGAAUCCUGACUCACAGAAGUGGAGUAAAUAACCUUAUUUUUGAUGCCUGGCAAAAAUCUAUAUUCUUUAAAUCUGCUUCUCUGGUGGUGGUAUGUUUUUUUUCCUAAGGGGGUAAAAUGCACAGGUGCAGUCCAGAAGUUGUUUACUUUCAAAGGUGGGAGGAAUGCUCCUUUCUACCCCAUUCUCAAGGAAUAUGAAAGAUUUUGUAAAUUUUUUGAGAUUAAAUUAUAGCUGGAACUCGCGGAUUAAAUUAUAGCUGGAAAAUCCUUUA
This is a messenger RNA of Lacerta agilis (Sand lizard), 2287 nucleotides long. It is a transcript of the gene MATCAP2, whose product is annotated as KIAA0895 ortholog. The transcript has 8 exons. NCBI's taxonomy places the organism in Eukaryota, Metazoa, Chordata, Lepidosauria, Squamata, Lacertidae. The coding region runs from base 384 to 1958 and encodes 524 amino acids. The record is from RefSeq and is a predicted model, not a curated record.